AUAACACAUCAAAUCCAACAUAAACCUGUAAUUUAGUACCAUCAUAAUGAUUGACGCGAUUCACACCAAGGUCGCGCUGGCGAGGACGUGCUACAGACCUUGUGUGAGUACAGCGCGAUGUGCGGGAUGGAUUUUCCGUGUGUUGUAUAAAAAAGUAGAGUAGGCCUACGUAGUGAACGCUCGUUAAUGCGAGGCGGCUUCUACCCUCGACCCGGUGAGCAGUGUCGCAAGCCGUGGCAAAGGUCUUGAGGUCCGGACCCACAUCGAGUGCGGAGGUAGGUGUGUCAUCACUCGCUCGGGACUCGCAGUACGAUGAGGUGCGCUCUACUCGCGGUUCUGCUCGCCCAACAGGCGUUCUGCAGAGUCUUCGAGAGGUGCGAACUGGUCCGAGAACUCUCGCAGAAGAAGCACCGAAUCCCCGAGGCCGACCUCGCCACUUGGGUCUGCAUAGCGAGGUACGAGUCCGAGUACAACACCUCGGCCGUGGGUCAUCUCAACGGCGACGGUUCCGGAGACCACGGACUGCUCCAGAUCAGCGACCUCUACUGGUGCUCGCCACCGGGGGUCGGGAUGGCCUGCGGAAUAAACUGUGACCAGCUGGAGGACGACGACAUCACCGACGAUGUGGUCUGCGCCAGGAGAAUCUACCGAGCGCAUAAGCGUCGCACCGGGGACGGCUUUACGGCUUGGGCAGUGUACGGCCGUCAUUGCAGAGGUGACGUCAGCCACUUCCUGGAAGGCUGUGAGGACUCCGAGGAGGAGAACGAAAUUAGCGAAAAGGACGUUAAGGUCACUCCUGACGUGGAUAGGGAUAUUGCUCCGACCACCUUCACUGAUGGAAGAUCAACAUCUACUCCUGGUGAAAGAAUCUUACGGGUUUUCUCCAAUUACCCGACCACGAACGCUGUAGAGCGACAAAAAGUCUACUCGACAAGUACCCAGCCUAGGGUCUUCGCGACCAGUUCUCUGCAGAGGCGACCUACAUUCUCCGACCUCGACACGACCGCCGACCCAGACCCCAAGACUGCUUGGCUCAAGAGAGAGAGAGCAGUUGGGUUGUUCAGUGGGUUGAGCAGUUUUGUACCUGUCCACGACCGCCCCUCCAUACAUGAGCGGUGGGUGGGCACUCACAGUGAGCCUUCUCCACAGUGGAAAACUCCACAAAAUGUGGAACAAGUAGAGUUGGUUAGAAGAGAUGCCUGGCCCUUUGGCAAAGAAAAGGAAGAAAAAACGAAAGAGCAUGGAAGAAAACUGUUGCAAAAAGUUGCUAGGCUGGUUUUUUCUGAGAACUUUAACAUUGGUUUUGACGCUCCGUACACUGAUAAGUGUUCAACCUGCACAAGGCUUGAGUGUGAACUAGCCACAGAAAAAGAUGCAGGCAAGCGUGAAACACUAAAGUAA
Homalodisca vitripennis (glassy-winged sharpshooter) is the source of this 1401-nucleotide messenger RNA. RefSeq lists its product as uncharacterized. The transcript has 4 exons. The record is from RefSeq and is a predicted model, not a curated record. Gene Ontology annotation, molecular function: lysozyme activity. Bases 313 to 1401 code for a protein of 362 amino acids. NCBI's taxonomy places the organism in Eukaryota, Metazoa, Arthropoda, Insecta, Hemiptera, Cicadellidae.